UGUAAUCUUCUCCUGUUUCCUGCCCAGAAAGAAUUGGCUGAAGUCACGUGGAAAGGGCCGGCUGGGAAGCCACGUGAUCUGAGUGGCCCAGAGAUUGGGAGUCGUCGCAAUGGGUACCACGCUGGACAUCAAGAUCAAACGAGCUAACAAGGUGUAUCAUUGCGGGGAAGUUCUCACUGGAGUAGUGGUCAUAACAAGUAAAGAUUUGAUCCAGCAUCAGGGAAUCUCAUUAACAAUGGAAGGAUCUGUAAACCUGCAGCUCAGUGCCAAAAGUGUUGGUGUGUUUGAAGCAUUCUGCAAUUCUGUUAAGCCUAUCCAACUAAUCAAUAGUGUGGUAGAAAUGGUAAAAUCUGGAAAAUUGCCUAGUGGUAAAACAGAAAUUCCUUUUGAGUUUCCACUGCAAGUAAAAGGAAGCAAAAUUCUUUAUGAAACUUACCAUGGAGUUUUUGUCAAUAUCCAGUAUACUCUUCGAUGUGAUAUGAGGCGCUCUCUCCUGGCCAAGGAUUUGACAAAAUCUUGUGAAUUUAUUGUCCAUUCACCACCUCAGAAAGGUAAGCCAACUCCAAGCCCAGUGGACUUUACUAUUACUCCUGAAACACUACAGAAUGUGAAAGAGAGAGCAUUGCUUCCAAAAUUUCUCAUAAGAGGCCACCUCAGUUCAACCAACUGCAUCAUAACACAACCUCUAACAGGGGAGUUGAUAGUGGUGAACUCAGAUGCUGCUGUUAAAAGUAUUGAACUCCAGCUGGUACGAGUGGAAACCUGUGGCUGUGCUGAAGGUUAUGCUAGAGAUGCCACUGAGAUUCAGAACAUUCAGAUUGCUGAUGGUGAUGUCUGCAGAAAUCUUCCUAUUCCAAUCUAUAUGGUCUUUCCAAGACUGUUUACGUGUCCUACUCUGGAAACUACAAACUUCAAAGUUGAAUUUGAAGUUAACAUCGUUGUCCUCUUGCAUGAUGAUCACCUCAUCACAGAGAACUUUCCACUGAAACUCUGCAGAGUGUGAUUAUGCUCGUUUUGCAGCUACUGCUCAGACCAGAUACAUCCCAUUUGUUGGACAUCCAACAAACUGGCACUGCAGGAACUAAGCAAUAUAACCCUAUUAUUGUCACAAUUUGCUAUUUUGAAUGAUGGACCAGAAUUUUAAGUUACAGCGAUAACAAUGUUCUGACACAAUGUCCAAUAAGAACUCGGUCACUUUUGUCUGUAAUGUCACUGCGCUACAAGUGUUAAUGGAAGUUGAAAUGGGAACUAUGUGGCCUACACCUCUAUCUUUUCUUAUUUGUUUAUAAGAAUUUGUGAGUAAGAAAUUCAGACAUUAAGAGGAAGAAUUGCGUAUAGGAAUAUGUUGUUUUGACCAAAAUUAUUUUGUAUAUAUGUCUUAGCUUACCAUGCUAAGCAAAUUCUACCUUAAUUCUGGAAAUAUUUGUAUGUCCCAUGAGGUGUCUUAAAUAAAUAUAUAUAUGAGAUGGGAAGUGCAUUUAUGAAAACAUUUGACUAACAUACUAAAAAAGCAACUGAACUUUUCAAAACAAAUGGAAUUUAGUCAUUCCUGUUUCCUCUGCAAGCACCUAAAGAACACUUUUUUGCAUCAAUUUCCUCUGGGGAAUAUCUUAACAUAUUUAAUAAAAAUAUGUCUCUCUGACCUUAAUAACCAGUUGAAGAAUUAGUCAUAAGGAGCUGAGAUUGUACAAUACUGGCAUUUUCUGGCCAGAUUGCUGUUACAAUGACAUGAAGAUAAUUUGGGUCAACACAGAGGGAAGAGUGAUGGGUACAGGAGAAGAUAGAAUUAUUGCACUUUGCCUACGUUUGGAAGGUGUUGGACUAUUUGUUGAAUGCAUUUCAUUUUUGAUGUGGCAUCAGCUUGGCAAUACUGUAGAAAGUAAACUUCCCCGUUACCUAACCCUUCAUAUAUAUGAUUGUUGAUGGUGUGAAUAAAUCAUUCAUACAUUUUAAAUGUUGUUCAAUAAAUGCAAUUAGCUCUGA
Molecule: messenger RNA, 1983 nt
Organism: Candoia aspera
Lineage: Eukaryota; Metazoa; Chordata; Lepidosauria; Squamata; Candoiidae
Gene: VPS26C
Product: VPS26 endosomal protein sorting factor C
Exons: 8
Coding region: 110-1003 (297 amino acids)
Biological process (GO): intracellular protein transport
Cellular component (GO): endosome
Source: RefSeq, a predicted model, not a curated record